Molecule: messenger RNA, 1272 nt
Organism: Phytophthora infestans T30-4
Lineage: Eukaryota; Oomycota; Peronosporomycetes; Peronosporales; Peronosporaceae
Exons: 1
Coding region: 1-1272 (423 amino acids)
Molecular function (GO): ferric iron binding; acid phosphatase activity; ferrous iron binding
Source: RefSeq, a predicted model, not a curated record
AUGCUGACCCUCAACCUCUUAGCCAUCUAUGUGGGAGUGCUCGCUGUUGUAGCAGACGCCCAGGUUUCGUCGGACCCGGCUUCCGCUGCGUACUCGCUGUCUGCUUUCGCUAUUGGAGACUGGGGAACAACUCCCUUCAAGGGCUCUUGCUGCUCCCGUUCGGACACGUACAGCAACUACGACGUUCAUGCCGAGGAUAUCGUGGCCAGCUUGAUGAACACGGAGGCCGGCAACGCUGCGGUGAAGCCGAAGCUGAUCAUCGGACACGGUGACAACUUCUACUGGACGGGAAUCAACAGUCUGGAGGGUCGUGACUCGCGCUUCGCCACGACGUUCGAGGAGAAGUUCAAUGGCAACAACAUCAAGACGAUCCCAUGGGUGAACGUGUUGGGUAACCACGACUACGGUGGAGCCAGUUACGUGUGCAACCAAGGAGACAACAACGCUAAGUGCGAGACUACAGACGCGCUUCUACAGGGUCUGGACAACAAGUUCAAGUGGCAAUCGGAGUACACGAGUCCGAACGACAACCGCUGGAACCUGGACGACCACUUCUACGUGCACCGUAUCGAGGAUGCCGCCUCGGGCUUAAGCAUCGACGUCUUCAAUGUGGACACGAACGACGCCGACAUCCACGGCGCCAUGCAGAUCUGUUGCCAGUGCUACGGCUACUCGAACGGUGACAGUGCUACGUGUCGUAACGCAGGACGCGGCCACCAGUUCUGUUGCGGUGGUGAUACCGCAAUGUUUGACGCGUGUAUGGGCAAGUUCAACCAGUGGGGAGACGAUUCUCGCGCUCAGAUCGCUGAGAAGGUGAAGCAGUCGACGGCCACGUGGAAGAUUGUCAACAGCCACUACAGCCCGUUCAACCACUACACGGAGCAGAAUAUGAACAAGUGGUUCGACGCACUGCGUGGUUCGGGUGUCCACGUGUGGCUGAACGGCCACACUCACGGUGAGAAACACGACUAUUCGCCGUCUUUGGGCAUUCACUUCGUUGAAAACGGUGCUGGCGGUGGUAUCCAGAAGGAACCGGCCAGUGGCAUUCCGGCGUACGCGGCCCCGUUCGUGCAGAACAAGUGGACGUACGGAAGCGACGAGUACGGCUUCAUGUCGCUUCAAGCGUCCAAGGACUGGAUUAAGCUGCAGUACCACACGGCCGACAAGACGUGGCAAUUCGGGGAGACUUUUAACAGCACGACGGUCGGCGGAGUGGCGACCAAGCACUGCUGGUACAUUCCGUCCGACGGCAAGGAAGGCAGAGGAUGCUAA